GAAAACUACGAGCCGCCGGCAUCCACCUGGAUUCUUUGACCGUACACGUGUUCUUUCUAUAUUCUAUAUUCUCCAAAGACAAAGAAGGUGAACAGUGAACAGGGAAGGAGGGAGAUAAAAGUGACGGCCGUAGCUGUGGUAAGUUAAGACUUGAAUGGCUUCGCGGUCAGUGUUUUCAUUGCCAUCGGCAAUAACAGCAUCAUAUUCCUCGUCGCCGAGCAAAAUCUCAUCGUCGAUUGCUCUUCCACUUGUCAAUUCUCGAUCUCGUUUCCUCUCCUUCCCUCCCCAAACGACUCUCGCCGGUAACCUAGCUUUUAGAGUCAAGCCCAACUUCACUAGAACCUCCUCCAUUCGCUGCGCUUUAUCUCCUGAGCUGAAGAGUACGUUGGAUAAAGUUGUGUCAUCGCAAAAAGUUGUUCUUUUCAUGAAGGGAACUAAGGAGUUUCCUCAGUGUGGAUUUUCAAACACUGUAGUGCAAAUUUUGAAUUCAUUUAAUGUUCCUUAUGAAACGAUUAACAUAUUGGAGAAUGAAGUUCUGCGUCAAGGAUUGAAGGAGUACUCUAGUUGGCCUACCUUUCCUCAACUUUAUAUAGAUGGGGAGUUUUUUGGUGGUUGUGAUAUCACUGUCGAUGCAUAUAAGAGUGGCGAAUUGCAAGAAUUAUUGGAGAGAGCAAUGUGCUCAUGAAUUUCAGGUGUGGAAGGUGGUUCUACUCAUUGACUUGCUUGAUAAUAUUGGCUGUGAUGGAUUAGUCUGUUGUAUGUCAACUUAAAUCUUUCCAACUAGAUAGUAGUGAAUGGCGACUAGAUUAUUCGCCAUAUUUAUUUGGUGUUUGUUCCAGUAGUCAAGGGAUUUGCAUUUAUGUCUGUAGGAGCCCGACUGCCCAUGUUUUGGGGGUGUCUACUGCAGAUGGUCUGCCUCAGAAUGCUGGAACAAAUGGUUGUUACUGUAUGAGAUUAGAACGCUAAUCCAGAAUCUCUUAAAAUUAUACUAUAAAGCUCAGGAAAAAGACAGUGUUUUUACAGAAAAAAGAAAUUAUAGUGUUGCAAUACUGUGCGCUUAAACAUUUUUCAUUAAUAAUAGUCAAGAAUCAUAAUGAUUGUAGUUUUUUA
Molecule: messenger RNA, 1110 nt
Organism: Jatropha curcas
Lineage: Eukaryota; Viridiplantae; Streptophyta; Magnoliopsida; Malpighiales; Euphorbiaceae
Gene: CXIP1
Product: CAX interacting protein 1
Source: RefSeq, a predicted model, not a curated record